GUGCAUUGUCAAAUUGGUUAUUUCCGAAAUCGAUCAAGAGAAAUUAGACUUUAAAGUUUAACCGCUAAGUAGAAGCAAGCAAUGGCGAAAAAGGACAGUAACAUAAUUUUCUAUAUGACCCUGGUUAUAAUAUCCGUAUGUGGCUUUUGCAUUUGGAAUUUCUCUCGCUUUAAUCACGAGGAUGCAAAAUUUAAUAUGAUCCUGGUGGCGUUUUUGGUAGUGACGUUACUACAGAUCCUGGUUUUCACUCCCAUUAAGUUUACGAUAAUGUCUAUCGAUGCCGCUUGCUGGCCAGCUCAGCAAGCCCCUGUGACGCCCGACGAAAAUGCCAGGGUGGAGACCUUCAUGGACAAGGUAAGACUAAGACUUCGGUCGUUGAAGAGUGAGCUGAUGAUCACGGAGAGCCACCGAAAUGAGAAACUGAACUUGAGGUACCGGCUGAUAAAGGAAGAACUCUGGUUAACAGGCAAGCUAUUCCUAUUGUAUUUCAUCAUGUCUUUAGUGUUGUUCGACCAGUUGGAUUACUACAAUAACAAAUUCACGACGGCUCUUUUCGUAAAGGACUAUAAAUAUACGCUCGGAAUGUCGACUUUGGCAACUCUGCCGGAUACAUAUACUUUCCUUGAGCUUUCCCUGAUAGUGGCCUUUACGGACGGAGACUCAGGUGUCGGAUCGCAUUGGAUUCAUGCCGAGCCCGUCCGAAUGCUCGGCGUGGUAAGAUUAAGACAGUUGAGGACAGAGGACAGCCGCGUGGGUCUGAGGGAUCCCGUUUUCACCAACAAGGACUUUAUGGAAGGCUGGAAACUGCCGUAUGAAAGGUUUCCAUACACCAACAAAUACUGGCCGAUCUACACGCCUUGGCUGGGGACGGUUUCCGAUCUUCGGGAUAGCAUAAUCAUGGGCAUCAGUCAUAGUGGGCACUUUAUUAAAUACCCUGAAAUGGCGGGAUACAAAAUACUGCUUUCGGAUACCCGCAACAAAAGUCUGGAAAUAAUGUAUUACUUGAUGGAGAACACAUGGCUGGAUUACAAUACGAGUGCUCUGUUUAUGGACUUCACUCUGUACAAUGCGGAUGCUAACAUUUUCAGUAUAUGCACACUGUGGGUGGAGCAAUUUCCCUUCGGGAACAUCUACGCCCAUUUAGAAAUCGAAAGUCAAAUGUUUGUAGAGCAAAUCCGGGAAAUGUCGAAAUUCGGAAUGAUUAUAUUGUUUUGCAGCGUUGUAGUGUGGCUGCAGUUCACCAAGGUCUUUUUCGUCAAGAUCUGGUUCGAGCCCCGCCUUCUAAAGACCCUAUGGAUCCAGGUGGAUGCCCUAAUUGUGGGGCUUAGUAUUACGACCGUGAUAAUUCUCUCGAUUCGUGAUAACCUGGUCCAGUCCAUGAUCGAACAAAUUGAAAUCUCUGUGAUGGUCGAGUUCAUCGAUUUUCGAGAGCCUGCGCGACUCACGUACUUUUGUGAUGUUUUAGAGGGUUUCUCCAUAGCUCUAGUCACCAUGCGGCUGUGGAAGGUGAUGCAGUUUACCGGCACCUUUCAGCUCUUUAGCAAAACACUUUCCAUGGCUUGGCAAGCACUCAUUUGGACCAUGGUAGUGACCAUCAUAUUCAUCGUCGCCAUUGCCCUUGCCACUGUCACAAUAAAUGGUAACAACAGAGCCAUCUUCAGGGACUUACCUAAGGGCAUUGUAACCGUCACUUCUUUUGCCUUCGGGUAUAAUCAUGUGAUGACUCCGCUAGAUCUUUCCUUCGGGGGAGAGUUUUUGGGAAUAAUAUUAUAUGUCAUAAUGGGAUUUGUGGUCAAGUAUCUGCUGAUCAAUUUGAUUAUUUCCAUGAUGAGGGGACAGAUGGCAAGUGCCAAACAGAGCAGGGAUAGGAAAGUAUUGCAUCGCAUAUCGUUUUGGGAAUUCCUUCGCGUGGAAUAUGCCGACUGCAUAAAUGUUAUCCUGGAAGCGAUCCAUCUUAAAAAGGGCUAUAGGAGCCAUAACCGGACAGUAGCCGAAAACAUCGAACGGAAACUGAAGCAGAAGGAGCGGAUGGAUGAAAUCAAACGGGAACGGCAGGGAAGCGUGAGAAUUAUCGAUCCCAAGGAAGCAGACGAGAAACUGAUCCAAUUGAGAUACAGGGAGCGAAUGGAGCGAACCAUGACUAUGGGCGCGAUUCUGCAAACGCAAAUGGAUCUUAUUGAGAGACUUAUGUUCGGGGAUGCUGAUGGAAAGCUGCCAAGUUUGGACGAGGCUGAGGAGAAUGCUCCCUCGACUUAAACUCAUUACGGGGAAAAAUGAUCAGGAAAGAUAAUUUUAAUUAAAUGUUGACUAAUUAAAAUA
Messenger RNA from Drosophila biarmipes, 2319 nucleotides. Its product is annotated as polycystin-2. The transcript has a single exon. Gene Ontology annotation, cellular component: membrane. The coding region runs from base 82 to 2256 and encodes 724 amino acids. Gene Ontology annotation, molecular function: calcium channel activity; calcium ion binding. The record is from RefSeq and is a predicted model, not a curated record. Lineage: Eukaryota; Metazoa; Arthropoda; Insecta; Diptera; Drosophilidae. Gene Ontology annotation, biological process: detection of mechanical stimulus.